AUGUUUAAGUCGAUGAUAGGGUCAAUAGGCCGGUCGAUAGCGAUGAAACCAAGCCACGCCAUGACGCCGUAUUUCAAAUCCGCCCACCAGAUAACGCCACUCACAUCACCGGCAUUCUCAACGCAACUUCGAUACUCGAGCUUGAACCAAAUCCAGAAAUACAAACACUACGACCCUGUCAAGAUCCGUCCUAGCAAAUCGCCGGAUCUCGAAGGCAACCCAUUCAAAAAAGGGGUGAUUCUACGCAUCAUGAUUUUGAAACCAAAGAAACCCAAUUCCGCAUUGAGAAAAUGUGCUCGAGUCAGAUUGACUAAUGGUAACGUGAUAAGUGCUUUGAUACCUGGUGAGGGCCACAAUUUACAAGAGCAUCAUGUGGUGUUGGUGCGAGGCGGUCGUGUUCAGGAUGUUCCUGGUGUCAAGUACCAUUUGGUCCGGGGAGCUUACGACUUGGUGGGUGUUGCUAACCGGAUGAAAUCGAGGAGUAAAUACGGAGUCAAGAAGCCCAAGAACUAG
Molecule: messenger RNA, 513 nt
Organism: Lodderomyces beijingensis
Lineage: Eukaryota; Fungi; Ascomycota; Pichiomycetes; Serinales; Debaryomycetaceae
Source: the annotation of a GenBank genome assembly